Messenger RNA from Alosa sapidissima (American shad), 8241 nucleotides. Its product is annotated as bromodomain adjacent to zinc finger domain protein 2B-like. The record is from RefSeq and is a predicted model, not a curated record. Lineage: Eukaryota; Metazoa; Chordata; Actinopteri; Clupeiformes; Clupeidae. Gene Ontology annotation, molecular function: protein binding; DNA binding.
UCCCGGUGCCUGUGAGAGAGUUGCCGAAGAGGCUGAAGGAGAGGAGAGGCUCUUUCUUGGCUGCGAGAGCCUGGAGGCUUUAUUUAGACCCCACAAUGCAUGAGCUCAUUAUCCAAACCCUCAGACCCUGAUAUGGAGUCUGGAGAGCGGCUAGCCUCCCCGUCUGCGGCCCCGUCCUCCCUGCUCAGCGCCCCAGCCGCCUCCGCUGCCACCGCCUCCGCCUCCGCCUCGCCCCCCAACCCCCCCUCCAAGAGCAGCCUGGCCGCCAGCCCCGCUACCCUGGGCUCCACUCUCACCACCUGUGGGCACGUCUUCCGAGCGGGAAGCGAUCAGCCUUUCACUGUCUCAAGUGCCUUCCCAAUGGUCAGCCACCAUGCCUUCGGCCUACACACCAGCUCCGCGGGCCGCUCUGAGUUCGGAGGCCUGGGCUCCCUGGGCAUGUCCGCGGCCUUGGCUGCCCAUCCUCAGCUUGCCAGCUUCCCAGAGUGGUGGCGUGCCUCUGAGGCUCAUGGCCGAGGGGUGGCUGCUGCUGCUGCGUUCUUCCCUCCUCUCCUCGGUCUACCGCCCCUGUUUACCCCGCCAGUCCAGAGCGCCGACCCCAGCGGGCCCUUUCAGUCCCGCACCCCCACCAAGAACGGACGCGCCUCAUCCAAAGGGGUGAAUGGCACCAUCAAUGGGAGUGGAGCUUUGACGGGCUCUGGAGGGGGAGCGUCCUCUACCCCCUCCCCAGCACUCGGGGCCGCAGAGUCCUCAAAGGCCCCCGGCUCGUUGCCCCGGAGCCGGAAGAACAACCAGGAGCUGGGCCGCACGGCGGAGAAGCUCGUCCAGAAAUUGAAAGAGAAGAAACUCGUCAAGAAAGCGGUAGAAAUCUCUAGCAACAGCGACAGCGAAUCAGGAUCCUCUUCCGACAUCUCGAGCGAUGGCGUAAGCAGCAGCGACUUGGACGACCUCGAAGACGAUGAUGAAGAAGACGAGGACGGCGACGAUCAGAGCAAUGACAGCGACGACUCCGACCUGGAGAAAGAAAGGGCGGUCAACAGGAAGGUCAAGUCACUGAUGCGGAGCCCCUCAGACAGUCAGAAGGCCACCCUUCCCCAUGUGGCUGGUGACAAACCCAGCCAGGACCAGAGGGGGGGCGCCCAGUCGCGCAGACCUCCCGUUGGGGAGGGUCUUCUCUCUGCCCGCUACCCCACCCAGUCCCCCCCUCCGGCCCCCGGCCUGCCCCAGAACCAGCCGCCAUCCCUGCUCUUCGCCGGCUCCAGGCCCAGGGAGGAGAGCAGUCCCAAGCAGCACCGCAGCGUCAUCCAGGCCAUCGGGUUGGCGGCCAGCGCCAAGCCCCUGUCCCUGGUCACCCAGUCCCGCCGAGAGUCCUCGCCCGUCCCCCUGGUGUCCUCGCCCAAGCACCGUUCGCUCUCCUCCUCGCCCAAGCCGCCGUCCGUCUCCUCCUCCUCGCCCAAGCCCCUCUCCCUCUGCUCGUCCCCCAAGCCGCUGUCGCUCUCGCCCUCGCCGCGGCCGCCCUCGCUCUCGUCCUCCCCGAAGCCCCCGACGCUGUCCCCCUCACACAGGCCCAAAGCUGCGACCGCAUCCUCCAAACCCCCGGUGCUCACCGACAGUCUCAAGCUCAGCAGUCGGAGCUUCCUGGACGAGACCCUCUUACAAAUCAGCAACUUCAAAAUGAAACAGCCGUUCCUGUCCCAGGAGUACUUCAAACAGGCUUUCCCUCUGCAACAGAAGAACCAGCAGGAGUUGUCGUUGUCUCAGAAGAGCCAGAAAAAGCACUCAUCUUCCUCAUCAUCUUCCUCUUCCUCGCUGCCUCUUCCUAAACUCUCGUCUUUAGAGAGCAUCUCCGCCGCCGCCGGCCACAAGCUCCUGUCUCCCUACAGCAGCGCCCACUCCAACCUGUUCCUGGCCGGCACGCUGCUGGGGCAUCCGCACUCGCCGCAGGCCAACGGGGUCAUCCAGAGCGCCGUGCAGGAGGCCCCCCUGGCGCUCAUCACCAAGCCGCGCGGCCACGGGCGCACCCCUGAUCGACCCCUGCUGGCCGCCACCAGCCCCCCCUUCUCCACGCCCGUCAACCUCACCACGGGUGCCCGCGAGCACUCCCUGUCAACGCCCACGUCCGCGUCGUCCACCGUCAUCUCGGCCUCGGCCACGCCGGGGGUGCCGACGCAGGCCACCAGCUCGCCCAGGCCUCGCAAGGGCAAGCCCAGCAAGGUGACCACGAUGGCGCCAAUGGCGGCGGCGGCGGCGGUGAUGGGGCCCAGCACGGGGCAGCAGAGCCACCUGGUGCAGUCGCUGGUGGACCUGUUUCGCGGGACUGAGUCGGACAUCCCCAGCAGCAAGGACUCCAAUGACUCGGCUGAGGAUGAGGAGGACUGGGACGACGACGAUGAAGACGAGGAUGACGAUGACGAAGAUUCAGAUGACAGCCAAUCAGACUCUGAGAGCAACUUGAGUGACACGGAUGCGUCCGAGAGCCUGAAGGAGCGAAGCGAGAAGGCCACCGACACCGAGGCGGAGAGGACCCCGCUCAAGCUGACCAAAGCCUCCAGCCUGCUGAGCUCCUCCGCGAGCCUGUCCGCCAGCCUGUCCCCGCUCAACCUGCAGGUCAUCAAAGCCCCCAGCAUGACCACGCCCACCAUAGUGACCAGCGCCUCGACACUGGCCUAUCACAGCACACCGUCCUCCUCCUUCUCUUUCAGCCCUUCUCCAGGCUCAGGAGCGAGGAGGAAGAGAGUGACAGACGAACAGGAGCUGAGGAUCCCUCUGGAGUUGGGGUGGCAGAGGGAGACCCGCAUCAGGAACGUAGGCGGGCGUCUUCAAGGGGAUGUGGCGUACUACGCUCCCUGUGGCAAGAAGCUGCGACAGUAUCCAGAUGUUGUUAAGUAUUUGGCCAGAAAUGGAAUAUGUGAUAUCACACGUGAUAACUUCAGCUUCAGCGCAAAGAUUAAAGUUGGUGACUUCUAUGAAGCCAGAGAGGGUCCUGAGGGCUUGCAGUGGGUCCUGCUGAAGGAGGAAGAGGUCAUUCCCCGAAUCUUAGCCAUGGAGGGGAGACGCGGGCGUCCCCCCCAACCUGACCAGCAGCAGCAGCCGUCCCCGGGCGAAAGCUCCCAGAGCAGGCGCAGGAAGGGUCGCCCGCCCAACGUGGCAGACUUCCCCAGCCCAAGCGAUGCCAAGCUCCUCCGCAAGCUUGAGGCUCAAGAAAUUGCACGACAGGCCGCUCAGAUCAAAAUGAUGCGGAAGCUCGAGAAGCAGGCCAUGGCCCGGGCUGCCAAGGAGGCCAGGAAGCAGCAAGCCAUCAUGGCGGCCGAGGAGAAGAGGCGUCAGAAGGAGCAGAUGAAGAUUCUCAAGCAGCAGGAGAAGAUCAAGCGGAUUCAGCAAAUUCGCAUGGAGAAAGAGCUUCGGGCACAGCAGAUUCUUGAGGCCAAGCGGAAGAAGAAGGAGGAAGCGGCCAAUGCCAAAAUCCUGGAGGCUGAGAAACGCAUUAAGGAGAAGGAGAUGCGGCGACAGCAGGCAGUCAUUCUGAAGCACCAGGAGUUGGAGAGGCUUAGACUAGAUAUGGAGAGGGAGAGGAGGCGGCAGCACAUGAUGCUGAUGAAAGCUGUGGAGGCCAGGAAGAAAGCCGAGGAGAGGGAGCGGGUGAAGCAGGAGAAGCGUGAUGAGAAGCGCUUGAACAAGGAGCGCAGGCUGGAGCUGCGCAGGCUGGAGCUGGAGAUGGCCCGCGAGCUGAAGAAGCCCAAUGAAGACAUGUGCCUGGCCGAUCACAAGCCUCUACCCGAGUUAUCCCGUGUGCCGGGUCUUCUCCUGCCGGGCGCCACCUUCUCCGAGUGCCUGAUGGUGCUGCAGUUCCUGCGCAGCUUCGGCCACGUGCUGGGCAUGGACCCUGCGGCCGAUGUGCCGGGGCUGGGGGCGCUGCAGGAGGGGCUGCUCAACGCGGGCCCUGCCGCCCAGCUGCUCCAGGACCUCCUGGUGCGCAUGCUCACCGCAGCCGUCUCCGACCCCGGCCUGCCCCCUGGACACAGGGCCAAAACGGCCUUGGGGGAGCACCUGACCAACGUUGGCAUCAACCGGGACAACGUGUCGGAGAUCCUGCAGAUCUACAUGGACGCCCAUUGCGGGCCGCUGCAGACGGAGCUGGCGGCGCUGGCCCAGAGCCUGAAGACCAAGGCCUUCCAGGCGCACAGUCCGGCCCAGAAGGCCUCCAUCCUGGCCUUCCUGGUCAACGAGCUAGCCUGCAGCAAGAGCGUGGUCAGUGAAAUUGACAAAAACAUCGAUCACAUGACAAACUUGAGGAGAGACAAGUGGGUGAUUGAGGGCAAGCUUCGCAAGAUGAGGAGUGUCCACGCCAAGCGGACGGGCAAGAGGGACAGCAACAUUGGAGGGGAGGAGACUCCGUCCAUGGGCACGCCCUCGGCCGGCCGCAAGCGCAAGCGGAAAGGAGGGGACAGUGACGACGACGAGGAUGAGGACGAGGACAGCGAGGAGGACGAAGAUGAUGAUGAAGAUGACGAUGUGGUGAAGAAAGGGAAGAAAGUGGAGACUUGUGAAGAUGAGGAUGAGAUGGACCAGGCCGCCAGUGUGGAGGAACUGGAGAAGCAGAUUGAGAAACUAUCAAAGCAACAGAUCCAGAUCCGCCGUAAGCUGUUUGAGUCGUCCGGCUCGCUGCGCUUCAUGAUGUUCGGGCAGGACCGCUACAAGCGGCGCUACUGGGUCCUGCCUCAGUGCGGCGGCAUCUUCGUGGAGGGCAUGGAGAGCGGAGAAGGAGCCGAGGAGUUGGAGAGGGAGAGGGCGCGCGCGAGGACCGCCGAGCACGUCCAGGUGAAAGAGGAGCCGGCGGAAGACAAGGAGAUGGCCGAGGAGGAGGAGGAGGAGGAGGAGGAGGCGAAGUCGCUGGGGGUCAGCGUGGAGGUCAAGCAGGAGCGCGAGACGCCCACCCCCGAGCGGCAUGGCGAGGCGGACUCGCUCAACCUCUUCCUGCAGAAGCCCGGCUCUUUCUCCAAGCUCAGCAAGCUGCUGGAGGUGGCCAAGAUGUCGCCCGAGCAGAGCAGCAGCCCCUCGCGGAGUCACGACGGCAGCCCCGCCGCGGCAGCAGGCACGGCCUCCGCCGGCUCCCCGGCCAACACGCCCACCACCUUUCCCAGCAGCCCCUCGGCCGCGUCCGGCGGCCAGCACGCGCCUGCGGAGGCCAAGCCCGACCUGGGCGCUGCCUUGGCGCACCCCCUGCUCCUCCCCGGCGGCUCUUACCUCAACGGCCCCGGCAACAAGGCCCCCGGCGGCUACCCGCAGCCGCUCCUGCCCAACGACCAGCUCUUCCGCGUGCUGACCGAGAAGAGCGGCCACUGGUUCAGCCUGCUGCCGCGCUCCCCCUGCGACAGCUCCUCGCUGACGGCCAGCCCCACCCCGCCACCCGCUCCACCGCCCCCCGCGGCCACCUCCCCCACCCAGCCCACCCCUGCUGCCCUGCGGCCCAAGUCCCCCUCCUCGCUGUCCCCCCCCAACCCCUCAGCCACCUCUGCAGCCGCCACCUCCUCCUCCGCCUCUGCCUCUCCGAGCCCCAGCAACCCCGGCAGCUCCGCUUCGGCAAUCAAUAACUUCCCAUUAUCGCCUCUGCAGGUGAAGUCGGGCAUGAAUUUAAUGGGGAUGCCCUUCUGCGGGUGGCCCCCGGGCAUGAUGAGCCCCAACCUGCACUUUCCUGGCGCCGGCUCGCUCCCCUCAGUGAUGGGCAUGGCGUACCCGUCCAUAGAGGGCAACGGCAGCGCCAACCCCUUCCUGACGCCCAGCGCGGCCACCAGCAAGAGCGAGUCCCCGGGGCCACCCAGCGACAAGCUGCCCUUUGCGCCCUCUCCGGUCUUGGAGGUGGCCAAACCGCCUGACUACCCCUGCCCCCGGCCCAUACCCGAGGAAAUGAUGACUGGCUGGUGGAGGUUGGGGGACCAGGAGGAGCUGCGCUGCCUGGUGAAGGCUCUGCACAGCCGGGGCAUCAGGGAGAAGGCCCUGCAGAAGCAGUUCCAGAAGCACAUGGACUACAUCACACAGUCCUGUACCAAGCACAGAGAGGUGUCUGUGAUUGACGUGGCGGAGCUGGAGGAGAACCAGGUGACGGAGGAGAUCCUGGAGAGCUGGUGUGUGGAGGAGCAGGCCAUGGAGGUGGACAUCGCUGCUCUCCAGCAGGUGGAGGAGAUGGAGAGGAAGGUCACUUCGGCCAGCCUACAGGUCAAGGGCUGGAUGUUCCCUGAACCGCAGUCGGAGCGGGAGGAUCUGGUCUACCACGAGCACAAGCCCCUGGCCAAGCUGAGCCCGGCGGGCGGCAAGGCCUCUGGCGAGGAGCGUGCGGACGGCAACACUGGCGGCAUAGCGCGGCGCCCCAACAACCCGCUCGAUCUAGCCGUGGCCCGACUGGCCGAGCUGGAGCGCAACAUCGAGCGAAGGUACCUGAAGAGCCCCUUAAGUACCACCAUUCAGAUCAGGCUGGAUAAUGUGGGUACAGUCACUGUCCCUGCUCCUGCACCAUCCAGUAGUGCUGAUGGUGAUGGUGGUCAAGAGGACGUGGCCCCAGGCAUGAAGGUGUGGCGGAAGGCCCUGAAUGAUGUCCGCAGUGCCUCCCAGCUGGCCCUAUGCAUCCAACAGCUGCAGAAGUCCAUUGCCUGGGAGAGGUCCAUCAUGAAAGUGUUCUGCCAGAUGUGCCGUAAGGGCGACAACGAGGAGCUCCUCCUGCUGUGUGACGGCUGUGAUAAGGGCUGCCACACCUACUGCCACCGGCCCAAGAUCACCACCAUCCCAGACGGAGACUGGUUCUGCCCGGCCUGUAUAUCCAAGGCGAGCGGUCAGUCCCCAAAGAACAAGAAACUGCAGAGCCGAACCACAGGGGCAGCGUCCGGCACAGCAGCAGGAGCAGGAGGAAAUGGUAGUGGAGGAGGAGGAGGAGGUGGAGGAGGAGCAGAUAGAGGUGGAGGAGGAGCAACAGCAGGAGGUGGAGGAGGAGGAGGAGGUAAGAAGAGCACUGAGGUGAAGAAGAGCAGGAAGUCAUCAGAGGCUUCUGAGGAGGACGUGGCGAGCACCAGCAGCAGCACUCCCAAGAAAGCAGCAAAAGAGACCAAGAAAAGGAAAGCCGAGGAGAGUCCAGCCCCAGCCCCAGCCCAGCCCAAGCAGGACAGCCCUGCCCACGUCAAGAAGGCAAAGACAGCUGGUGUGGUCCAGGACAACGAAAGAGACCUGACUUUAUGCAGGAUACUGCUUGCAGAUUUGGAGAGCCAUCCGGAUGCUUGGCCUUUUCUUAAUCCAGUGAACGCCAAGGCUGUCCCUGGCUACAGAAAAGUCAUCAAAAAGCCCAUGGACCUCGCCACCAUUAAGGAAAAAAUUGCCAAUAACCAGUACCUGAACCUCGAGACUUUCAUCAUUGAUGUUAACCUGAUUUUUGACAACUGCGAGAAAUUCAACGAGGACAAUUCCGACAUCGGACGAGCAGGACACAGCAUGAGGAAGUUCUUCGAGAAAAGAUGGCCCGAACUGUUGAAGCAAACAAACUAGACUUGAUUUAUUUUGUUUCGUUUUUGUUUUUUUCUUACUUGACUCUCCUCACAAAGGACCAGCCUCUGCUACGGCCGAACUGAUGAAGCUGAGCACUUGAAAUCACUUCUGAGAACAUUGGUUCAGAGCCAUGCGUUCCUCUUGUUAGGCAACCAAGGCACCAACACGUGGAACAGGAACAGUAGAUGCGCGCAGCCAGGUGGACACUAAUGUGCACUGCUGCCGGAAUGGGAACAGUCGGAGGCACCCAACCAGGUCCAGGUGACUGGAUGUCUUCUAGUGCAAUACCUUUUCCUUUAAAAAAAAACAAACAAACAAAAACUUACAGCACUGAAACUACUACCAUCAGAACUGUGGACUGAUCGCCCUUCACUCCCUGUAAAUAGAUUUCUUUUUGUUUCCUCUUCUUUUUAAAACUUUGCCAUUAAUAUUACAGUGAAUGUAUUUAAUUAUUAUGUUAAUUAUUUAUGAGUAAAAUUGUUCUGUCUUUCAUUUUCUAUGAAAAGAAAAAAAACGGCGAAAAUGCUUUAAAAUAGCAGAGGAAUGUUUUUUCUUUUAAAAAAUGAAAAUAAAAAAAUAAAGCCAAGACAAGUAAUUGUUUACACUUUUCUGUGCUCCUGAGCAUCAGAUGAUACAAAAAGAGAGAAAACUGUAGAUCUGUAUUGGUGUAGAAAUGUGUUUGUAUCCUCCUGACAAAAUACAAUGAUCUCUGUA